AUGAGUACGGCAGCUCAAUUGUUUUCUAUAGGUGCUCCAAUGACUUCACCUUUGUGUACUUCCAAAAAUCAACAGCAUAAAAUCGCUAUAACUGGUCCUACUCCUUACUAUGAGCAGGUAAAUUCUUCUGGAUCCGCAGAGCCACUUAAAGUAUUAUCGAGAUCAUCAUUUGAUGAUACCUUUAGAGGUUUAUCAACUAGAGGAAGGGAAUUCACAAUCUCGAAACAAUUUGACGAGACAGGUAAACCCACUGGAAACUGGGUAAUUGAUAUGAGAUGGAAAGAUCCAGAUCCCAAUUCCCUUUUAUCAUUGGAGGAUUUGCCUAAUCAAGAGCCUAUAGCAUCAUGUUAUAGCUCUUCUGGAGUUGCUGGUGAAAGUGAUACACCAGAUCUGACCACAGCUCCAACACCAACCACCAUCUCAGCUCAACUCUCAGAGGAGGAUUACAAGGAUUAUCUAGGUUUUACUGAUGAUGGACCGAUUGAAUUCAACGCUGACCCCAGGACUCGCUCUGUGAUGAACGUCAAUUCUCCUCAUUUCUGA
Kwoniella shivajii is the source of this 543-nucleotide messenger RNA. RefSeq lists its product as uncharacterized. NCBI's taxonomy places the organism in Eukaryota, Fungi, Basidiomycota, Tremellomycetes, Tremellales, Cryptococcaceae. Bases 1 to 543 code for a protein of 180 amino acids. The record is from RefSeq and is a predicted model, not a curated record. The transcript has a single exon.